AAUAACCCACUUCUCUUCGUAAAAAUCAAUUCAUAAUUCAGCAAACAAUGACAGAAAAUAGGGUUUAUGGCGUUCCGGCGCCGGAAAAUAACCGAGUUAAGCAACCAGGUGCCCUAAUGCCAGUACGUUUCAACACCUACCUUCUCCGGAGAUACUUCGUCCGCGAUCACGGCAUAGCUCUCUCUUUACCACCCGGAGAGCUUGAUGGAGCUUCGAUCUUCAUGCCCAUUGGUGAUUCACAACAAGUCCUCGAUAUAGGAAAAACGCUACAGAGCAAAACGAUGACGGCCAUCGGAGUUCCAGAGUCCGAACAUCUCGAGAUUAUGGAGAAAAUCGAGUCAGAAUUGAGAAAAAAUAAUAAUAUCAGUCGGAUUAUAGUUGACGUAUGGAUUCCGACUUGGCAAGAAUGUGAUUAUGAUGAUUAUUUAACGUUGUCAAGAGCUUAUGAAGGUGAUGAUGAACUAGUGAUAAUUAGUAGAGAUGAUGAACUAUUUUCAUCUCCGGCUACUGAAUCAUCUGUUGAUGCCUUGGAGAAAUUUGUGGUUGUUGAGGAUGAUGAUCGUGUUGAAUGUAGGGUUUGUCUCGAAGCGAUUGAGGUUAGCGAGUCGGCGAUUCGGAUGCCAUGUUUGCAUGUUUAUCAUCAGAAUUGUAUUGUUAAGUGGCUGCAUCAGAGGCAUUCUUGUCCGAUUUGCCGGCAUGAGUUGCCUGCUGAAUUAGGGUUUGAAGAUGAUAUGGAAGAGUAGCUUUUUGUACUUUAGAGUAGUUUUGUUUGUUCAAACUGUGUGAUUUUUUUACUUAAUGUGAAUUAGAAUUUUAGAUAUUAACA
Molecule: messenger RNA, 826 nt
Organism: Mercurialis annua (annual mercury)
Lineage: Eukaryota; Viridiplantae; Streptophyta; Magnoliopsida; Malpighiales; Euphorbiaceae
Exons: 1
Coding region: 48-743 (231 amino acids)
Biological process (GO): protein ubiquitination
Cellular component (GO): cytoplasm
Molecular function (GO): ubiquitin protein ligase activity; zinc ion binding
Source: RefSeq, a predicted model, not a curated record